AUGUCUCAAUCACCAGAAAAUAUUGUUCCCAAUCCCUCUGAUGAAGCCCUGCAAAAUACCGUUAAGGACAAUUUCAAUGACAUUCCUACACAAGCGUUAGAUGCUGUCAGAAUGAGGUUAGCACAGCUUACGCACUCCUUGAGGAGAAUCAGGGACGAACUAUCAAGGGCAGAACUCCCGCAAUGGUACUCAUUACAAUCACAAAUAAACGUCACGCUGUCUCAACUGAUGUCUGUGACUACUACAUUACAACACUUCCAGGAGACACUGGAUUCAACUGUAGUGUAUCCUCUGCCUAAAUUUCCAACGACUUCACAUGAGAAUCUUUUAACCACUCUUCUAAGGAAAAAAAAUGCACCAGAGGUUGAUGAUUGGAUUUCAGAUGCUAGAGAAACCCUCGGAAUUGAUUUAAGUACUAUUGACCCUAAACAACUCGAAAAAACACUUCAAAAUGACAAGGAUAUUACAAAAUGGGCAUUAGGUAUCUUUACUACGGAAUUUGAGAAACAUAACUUCAAAGACCUUGAAAACGAAGAUGAAUUGAAUUUAAGCUCCAAAAAUAAUUACAAACCAAGUAAACCUUUCAGUGUUGAAAGUAUAUUGAACUUCACUUACAGAGGAGAAUUGGCUUUAUCUUCUACUCAAGAAGAAGUAUGA
This is a messenger RNA of Naumovozyma castellii, 657 nucleotides long. RefSeq names its product RNA polymerase II mediator complex subunit MED8 (gene MED8). The coding region runs from base 1 to 657 and encodes 218 amino acids. The transcript has a single exon. Lineage: Eukaryota; Fungi; Ascomycota; Saccharomycetes; Saccharomycetales; Saccharomycetaceae. The record is from RefSeq and is a predicted model, not a curated record.